This is a messenger RNA of Lotus japonicus, 384 nucleotides long. RefSeq names its product 14 kDa proline-rich protein DC2.15-like. The record is from RefSeq and is a predicted model, not a curated record. The transcript has a single exon. Lineage: Eukaryota; Viridiplantae; Streptophyta; Magnoliopsida; Fabales; Fabaceae. The coding region runs from base 1 to 384 and encodes 127 amino acids.
AUGGGAUCUUCAAAGAGUGCUGCAGUAGUACUUCUCCUGCUAGUUAACCUCUUUUUGUUCUCCACCCUUGGCUCCUCCGCCCAAUUCCCCAAAGCAUCACUUGCACCCGCCCAAUCCCCUGAAGCAUCACCUACUACUUGUCCUUACUUGGAAUUGGGUGUUUGCUCAGGCUUGUUGAACGCGGUGGUUCAUCCUCCAGAAAAAAGAGAGCGCUGCUGCUCCCUCAUCGGUAAGAUAACCGGUAUUGAUGCUGCCGCCGUGUGCCUUUGCCGUGCAUUCAAGGCCCGUUUCUUCCAUAUCCACUUCGACAUUGAAAUUGCCAUGCACACCAUUUUCAACCGCUGUGGCCACAACUUGCCCUCAGACUUCCAAUGCAAACGUUAA